AUGGCCACCAUCACCUCCAUCGGCAUCGGCAACAUGGGCGCGGCCCUGGCCUCCGCCCUUCUCAAAUCCGCCAACCCCCCUCAACUCACCAUCUGGAACCGCACGGCCGACCGUCCCCAGGUCAAAGCCCUCAUCACCUCCGGCGCCACCUUCGAGCCCUCCCUCACCGCCGCCAUUGCCCGCAGCACCACCAUCCUGAUCUGCCUGCUCGACUACGCGGCCAUCACCACCGCACUCGCCCCCCUCUCCGCCACCACCUCCACCACCGACAACAACGACACCCCCGGCCCCCUCACCGGAAAAACAAUCAUCAACCUCACCAACGGCACGCCCACCCAAGCCCGCGCCAUGGCCGCCACGCUCACCGGGCUCGGCGCGGCCGCCUACUUCGACGGUGGCAUCAUGGUGACGCCGCAGCUGGUGGGCACGCCGGCGUCCUUUGUCAUUCUGAGCAGCGGCGGCGGCGGUCACGGUACCAGCCAGGCCGAGUUUGAGGAUGGUGGCGUGGCGGCGCUGCUGCAGCCGGUGGGCAAGGUGGAGUACGUGGCCGGGGACGAUGCGGGCGCGGCGUCGCUGUAUGAUGUGGCGGCGUUGACGGCCAUGUAUGGCAUGUUUAUGGGGGCGUUUACGGGGAUUGCGUUGUUGGGGAAGCAGAAGGGGCAGGAUGAUGGAGGGGAGAAGGGGGUGGUUCAAGAAGGCGGUGGAAUGGGGCGGCGGGCAUGCGGAAUAUCCUGCAGACGUGUGAGGAGGAGGGCGUGGAUGGGACGGGGAUGCGGUUUAUCUCGCAGCUCAUGGAUCGCGCGGUGGAGGAGGGGUUUGGAGCCGGUGGUGUCGCGGCUAUCGCGAAGUAUCUGUUUAAGUGAGGACGGAGUGAUCCUCGGGAGUAGGGACGGGGCAGGUGUGCACAUCUAG
Messenger RNA from Chaetomium globosum CBS 148.51, 912 nucleotides. RefSeq lists its product as uncharacterized. Gene Ontology annotation, molecular function: NADP binding; oxidoreductase activity, acting on the CH-OH group of donors, NAD or NADP as acceptor. Bases 1 to 912 code for a protein of 303 amino acids. The transcript has 2 exons. The record is from RefSeq and is a predicted model, not a curated record. NCBI's taxonomy places the organism in Eukaryota, Fungi, Ascomycota, Sordariomycetes, Sordariales, Chaetomiaceae.